AUGUCUCAUUUGACUCCACCCAGCGAGGCUGAUAGUGCUGGCGUCCGCGGCCCAAAAGCUUGUGUGACUUGUGCUCGCGCCAAAGUCAAGUGCAUUUUCGACCCAGAAGCAACCAUCUGCACAAGAUGCCGACGACUCAGAAAGCCAUGUGCUGGACAAGAGCCUGGCACUCAUCGCCGCAAACUCAAGGACCCCUCCGAUGUUGCAAAACUCGACCGGAAGCUGGAUGGAGUUGCAGCCAUCCCUGCCACUUCUAAUCGAGUCGGUGGCUUGCAACGGUCCGAUCAAAGCCUCCAUUCUGGCCCUUUCGGUCUAUCGCCUCUCGAACACGUCCAGCAGGUCCUUGAGAGUGAGGAUGAAGCGCUUCUCAUACUCAACACAUACAGGACCUCCAUGGCGCAAUAUUUUCCCUUCGUGGUUGUUCCGCCAGACAUGACCCUGGAAGAGCUCAAGCUCAGGCCUUUCCUUUUCAUGACCAUUAUGACAAUAGCCUGUCGCCAUCAUCUUGAGCGUCAAUCGUCACUAGCAAGGAAAGUCCGGGAAGCUAUAGCUCAAAAGAUCCUUCUCAAGGGCGAGCAAAGCCUCGAUAUUCUGCAAGGCUUGUUGAUUUAUCUUGCAUGGUAUCACAUACAUUUCCAUCUCGGCUCUCAGCUCGGCAAUCUCGUCCACCUCAUAAUGGCACAGUUAAGCGACCUGGGGCUCAAUAAAAGUCCAAAUCCACGACAUCACCCAGGCUUUUUCGGAUAUUUUCGUCCAGAGGUACAGCUUCCCAAACGUACGCGGCCUGAAAGAAGAGCAUAUUUAGGAGGCCUCUACGUCUCUACGUUAGUAUCAAUGAAUUCACGUGAGUUGGAGCCUAUAAGGUUUUCGGCGUACACCGAAGAGUGCUGUCAAGUGCUUGAGAAAGAAGCGGAGUAUCCCAGCGACAACUUCCUGGUUCAUCUGGUCCGCAUUGCUCGCAUGUCGGGAAGAAUUGCCCGGACCAUCUCUCCAGAUGACUGGAGUAAUUCGUCCACGUUAUCAGCACCUAUGGGUGCUUAUGUCAAAGCUCUGGAUGCAGAGCUGAAAAGCAUCAAGCAGACGUUGCCUUCAGGUACCAUCCUAGCAGAUAUACUAUGGCUGCAUUACCACUUGAUGGAGAUAUACCUCUAUGGAGUCGCCGUGCACGACACCAACAACAGCGCCAGCUACGGCGAUUUCUCAAUGACCCGUCUCAAGAUGCUCUUCGCCUGUCUGGACUCGACCAAGUCUUUCUUCGACACGUGGUAUGCAAUCCCCAUAUCUGCAUAUUUGGACAGCAGCUACUUUCCAUGGACUCUUUUGGGCCACGCCAGCGUCGUGCUGUCCAAACUAUGCUUAUAUGAUGAACAAGGCUGGGAUCCCGGCUACGCAAGCGACACAAUCGAUUUCUGCACUACGGUUGACAAGGUGAUUGCCAGGAUGGAAGAAGCUAAGGCUGCGGCCAAACAGGCUACGUUACACAACCUCGACGCGCCUUCGUCCUUUGCAGUCCCUCAUAUUUUCAACGACAUCGUUCCUAAGAUGCAGCAGUGGAAGGAGCUACAAAAUUACAGAGCAUCUCAAUUAAGACACCGACAGCGACCACAGCAGCGAAUGUCGACAGAGUCAGGGGAGACCGAGACCAUCGCAUCAAACAUCCCCAAUGAUGAAUUUCUGUUUCCCGGCGGGACAAGCCUGAUGGACUUUCUGGAUGACAGCUUUUGGCCCCAGUUCCCAACAGGUUAG
Messenger RNA from Exophiala spinifera, 1746 nucleotides. RefSeq lists its product as uncharacterized. The transcript has 6 exons. The record is from RefSeq and is a predicted model, not a curated record. Lineage: Eukaryota; Fungi; Ascomycota; Eurotiomycetes; Chaetothyriales; Herpotrichiellaceae. Gene Ontology annotation, cellular component: nucleus. Gene Ontology annotation, biological process: regulation of DNA-templated transcription. Bases 1 to 1746 code for a protein of 581 amino acids. Gene Ontology annotation, molecular function: transcription cis-regulatory region binding; zinc ion binding; DNA-binding transcription factor activity, RNA polymerase II-specific.